This is a messenger RNA of Bursaphelenchus okinawaensis, 989 nucleotides long. Lineage: Eukaryota; Metazoa; Nematoda; Chromadorea; Rhabditida; Aphelenchoididae. The record is from the annotation of a GenBank genome assembly.
AUGGUAAGGACUAAACAAACGGCGACUUCCAGAUUUGGUGGCAGAGUGAACACACCGUCCGUGACUUCUUCUAGUUAUUUUCAUGGUAAGUUUAGCAUUUUAUUGCCUGAAUAUAGCUUUAGACGGAUCAAACGCAUACUCAAGCGGAAUAUCAUCUCAGAGUCAAUCUUUAAUCAAUAAUUUGAGGAGUGGCAGAGAUCAUGGGUUGGUUGAAUAUUCCAGUCAAUUUUAGUAAGUUUUUUGUUUUAGCAGUUUACAAGGAUUUGUUACCUAAAUUUUUCAUUAACUAAGUGUGAGCUGAUAAUUGAGAACAAGAUGUCUUAUUUCUUAAUCUGUUGUACCUAAAAUAAUUUUUUAAAGUAUUCCAUCGCAAAACACAGCAGGCACUUUCGAGAAAUCUUCGAAUCCCAACUUGUUCACUUCACAGGGAAGUACAACAUCGGGUGUAUUGACACAGAGCCAAAGUAAUCGAUUAGAGGUGGUACGACGACCAAAGCCUUCAGCCAUCAAGACAAUGAAAAGAGCAAGAAUAGAAUCGUCUAUCAAGAAGAGAAGGUACAGACCUGGAACACGAGCUUUGAUGGAGAUCCGGAAACUUCAGAGAACGUGUCACUUGUUGAUGAAAAGAGCACCGUUCUUCAGGGUGGUGAAGGAUAUAGUGAGGUCGUGUUCAAAGGGAAUUGACUACAAGAUUCAAUCUGAAGCAAUCAAUUGUUUGCAGGAGGUGAGUACUAAAUUUAUAUGCGAAGCUUUGUAUAAUACCAAAACAAAUUUAAAUUUUGCACUUUUUGGUUACAUUAUAGAGAGGUAUUGAUGUUCAUGUACUACUAUAUUUUUUUCAGGCUUCCGAAGCUUUUCUCAUCACAAUCUUCGAAGCAUCCAACAUGUGUGCCAUUCACGGUAAAAGAGUAACGUUAAUGCCAGCCGAUCUUCUUCUUGUGCAGAACGUUUUGUCACUCUUUAACGUACAGCUUGGUGGUAACAGAUAA